GGGGGCAGGGCACUGAGGAGGGAGUUGCGCGCGCGAGGCGAGGGCAAUGGGGCAAGAAGAACCCGGGCGAUAGCGCGGCAGCGGUGACAGCUGGGACCCGCCGCGGUCGGGCUGCCCCCUCCCCUCGCCCCGACAGCUCCCCUGCUGUCUCAUCGGUCUCGCAGAAUCCGCCGGCGGCGGCGGCGCCAGGACAUGGAGCUCGAGAACAUCGUGGCCAACUCGCUGCUGCUGAAAGCGCGUCAAGGAGGAUAUGGCAAAAUAAGUGGUCGUAGUAAAAAAUGGAGGGAGAUACUGACACUGCCUCCUGUCAGCCAGUGCAGUGAGCUUAGACAUUCCAUUGAAAAGGAUUAUAGCAGUCUUUGUGACAAGCAACCGAUAGGAAGACUUCUCUUCAGGCAGUUCUGUGAUACCAAACCCACUCUAAAGAGGCACAUUGAAUUCUUGGAUGCAGUGGCAGAAUAUGAAGUUGCCGAUGAUGAGGACCGAAGUGAUUGUGGACUGUCAAUCUUAGAUAGAUUCUUCAAUGAUAAGUUGGCAGCCCCUUUACCAGAAAUACCUCCAGGUGUUGUGGCAGAAUGUAGAUUGGGACUGAAGGAGGAGAACCCUUCCAAAAAAGUCUUUGAGGAAUGUACUAGAGUUGCCCAUAACUACUUAAGAGGGGAACCAUUUGAAGAAUACCAAGACAGCUCAUAUUUUUCUCAGUUUUUACAAUGGAAAUGGCUGGAAAGGCAACCCGUAACAAAGAACACAUUUAGACAUUACAGAGUUCUAGGAAAAGGCGGAUUUGGAGAGGUUUGCGCCUGUCAAGUGCGAGCCACAGGAAAAAUGUAUGCCUGUAAAAAGCUACAAAAAAAAAGAAUAAAGAAGAGGAAAGAUGAAGCUAUGGCUCUAAAUGAGAAAAGAAUUCUGGAGAAAGUGCAAAGUAGAUUCGUAGUUAGUUUAGCCUACGCUUAUGAAACCAAAGAUGCCUUGUGCUUGGUGCUCACCAUUAUGAAUGGAGGGGAUUUGAAGUUUCACAUUUACAACCUGGGCAAUCCCGGCUUUGAUGAGCAGAGAGCCGUUUUCUAUGCUGCAGAGCUGUGUUGCGGCUUGGAAGAUUUACAGAGGGAAAGAAUUGUAUACAGAGACUUGAAGCCUGAGAAUAUUCUCCUUGAUGAUCGUGGACACAUCCGGAUUUCAGACCUCGGUUUGGCCACAGAGAUCCCAGAAGGACAGAGGGUUCGAGGAAGAGUUGGAACAGCCGGCUACAUGGCACCUGAAGUUGUCAAUAAUGAAAAGUAUACGUUUAGUCCCGAUUGGUGGGGACUUGGCUGUCUGAUCUAUGAAAUGAUUCAGGGACAUUCUCCAUUCAAAAAAUACAAAGAGAAAGUCAAACGGGAGGAGGUCGAUCAAAGAAUCAAGAAUGAUACCGAGGAGUAUUCUGAGAAGUUUUCAGAGGAUGCCAAAUCUAUCUGCAGGAUGUUACUCACCAAGAAUCCAAGCAAGCGGCUGGGCUGCAGGGGUGAGGGAGCGGCUGGGGUGAAGCAGCACCCCGUGUUCAAGGACAUCAACUUCAGGAGGCUGGAGGCAAACAUGCUGGAGCCCCCUUUCUGUCCUGAUCCUCAUGCCGUUUACUGUAAGGACGUCCUGGAUAUCGAGCAGUUCUCGGCGGUGAAAGGGAUCUACCUGGACACCGCAGAUGAAGACUUCUAUGCUCGGUUUGCUACCGGGUGUGUCUCCAUCCCCUGGCAGAAUGAGAUGAUCGAAUCUGGGUGUUUCAAAGACAUCAACAAAAGUGAAAGUGAGGAAGCUUUGCCGUUAGAUCUAGACAAGAACAUACAUACCCCGGUUUCCAGACCAAACAGAGGCUUCUUCUAUAGACUCUUCAGAAGAGGGGGCUGCCUGACCAUGGUCCCCAGUGAGAAGGAAGUGGAACCCAAGCAAUGCUGAGCACCCCGGUGCAGACCACAGAGCAGACCCUGGCGCCAGGAAGGGGCAUGUGUUAGCGUCUCGUCCCACCUGGAAGUGUAAUAAAUACAUCUAAAUAAAGCACGCCUUGGGAGUGUACAGAUCUUUCUGCACUAA
Gorilla gorilla gorilla (western lowland gorilla) is the source of this 2064-nucleotide messenger RNA. It is a transcript of the gene GRK4, whose product is annotated as G protein-coupled receptor kinase 4. The record is from RefSeq and is a predicted model, not a curated record. Gene Ontology annotation, molecular function: G protein-coupled receptor kinase activity; ATP binding. The transcript is spliced from 17 exons. The coding region runs from base 193 to 1929 and encodes 578 amino acids. Lineage: Eukaryota; Metazoa; Chordata; Mammalia; Primates; Hominidae. Gene Ontology annotation, biological process: signal transduction; regulation of signal transduction; protein phosphorylation. Gene Ontology annotation, cellular component: cytoplasm.